AUGCCCCGGGGCUUUUUGGUGAAGAGGAGUCGCAGACCUACGCCCAUCUCUUACCGGACGCGUUGCUCCUGCUACCCGGCCGCUGGGCUGGAAGGAGGCGAUCCGGUGCAGAUCUUGGUUCCUCCACCUUUUCCCGCCCCUCACUUCGCCAGCGCGGCUUCUGCCUCGGAAUCCGCCGAAGCGGCGCUUCUGCCUGCGCCUGCUGUGCCGCAGUUUGGGACGCCGGAGGGCCCCUCUUCGCCGGCGCCGCUGCACAGUCCAGCGCGAGCGGUGAGCGAGGAACGUAGCCUCCACCUGGCCUCGCCCGUCUCCGCCGAGUCCUUCCCGGCGCCGGAACCGUUACUCUUGGGCCCUGGAGGAGACCUCAAGCUUUGGGCAGUCGCGGCGGCCGCCGCCGCCGCCAUCGCUUCUGGCCCGCCGCCUGCCCCUCAGCGCAGCCAUGGGCCGAGCCCAGGCCCACCGAAGCGUUCUCAGGGCAGAAAGGCCAAGGCAGCCCGCAAGUUGCACUUCGAGGACGAGGUGACUACGUCGCCUGUGCUGGGGCUGCGGAUCAAAGAAGGGCCGCCGGAGCCUGCUCCAACGACGCAGCAAGCGCAGCAGCAGCAGCAGCAGCCGCCGAUCGGCUCGGCCGUGGGGCUGAGAACGGGGAGCGUGCAGCCGCUGGGCGAAUUCAUCUGCCAACUGUGCAAGGAACGCUACCCGGACCCGCUGGCUCUGGCUCAGCACAAGUGCUCGCGUAUCGUGCGCGUCGAGUACCGCUGUCCCGAGUGCGACAAGCUCUUCAGCUGUCCGGCCAACCUGGCCUCGCAUCGCCGAUGGCACAAGCCCCGGCCAGUCAACGGCCCGCCGACCAAGGCCAAGCCUGUUCCGGAGGAGACUGCCAAGGGAGGGGGUGGAGGCGGCGGCGGCGGCGGCGGCAACAGUAGUAGCAGCAGCGAGCGGGAUACGCCGAGUCCCGGGAGCGGUGGGGGCGGCAGCAGCGGAGAACCGGAGGCCGCCGGAGCCGAAGAAUUCACCUGCCCGCGUUGCGCCAAGCGCUUCCGACGCCAGAGCGCCCUGCGUAAGCACCUGCCGCUCCACCACGAGCCCCUUGACGGCUUGUCCCAGGCUCGCCCGCUUCCGGAGGCCUGUCUGGAAGAGGCGGCGGCGGCCGGCCACAGCCCGCUGAGCUUGUCCGGGGAGUGCCACCUCUGCCCAGUGUGCGGGGAGACCUUCCCCAGUAAGAGCGGUCAGGAGCGUCACCUGCGCGUGCUCCAUGCCGCCCAGGCCUUCCCCUGCAAAUACUGCCCGGCGACAUUUUACAGCUCGCCAGGCCUCACCCGCCACAUCAACAAAUGCCACCCCUCGGAGAACCGGCAGGUCAUCUUGCUCCAGGUCCCCGUGCGCCCAGCCUGCUAG
Messenger RNA from Protobothrops mucrosquamatus (brown spotted pit viper), 1398 nucleotides. It is a transcript of the gene INSM1, whose product is annotated as INSM transcriptional repressor 1. Gene Ontology annotation, molecular function: DNA-binding transcription repressor activity, RNA polymerase II-specific; RNA polymerase II cis-regulatory region sequence-specific DNA binding. Gene Ontology annotation, cellular component: nucleus; transcription repressor complex. The record is from RefSeq and is a predicted model, not a curated record. Gene Ontology annotation, biological process: regulation of cell cycle process; neuron differentiation; negative regulation of transcription by RNA polymerase II. Bases 1 to 1398 code for a protein of 465 amino acids. Lineage: Eukaryota; Metazoa; Chordata; Lepidosauria; Squamata; Viperidae. The transcript has a single exon.